Messenger RNA from Echinops telfairi (small Madagascar hedgehog), 4325 nucleotides. RefSeq names its product plakophilin 2 (gene PKP2). Gene Ontology annotation, molecular function: protein kinase C binding; intermediate filament binding; cadherin binding. Gene Ontology annotation, cellular component: nucleus; intermediate filament; adherens junction. The transcript is spliced from 12 exons. NCBI's taxonomy places the organism in Eukaryota, Metazoa, Chordata, Mammalia, Afrosoricida, Tenrecidae. Gene Ontology annotation, biological process: cell-cell junction assembly; cell-cell adhesion; intermediate filament bundle assembly. Bases 1 to 2301 code for a protein of 766 amino acids. The record is from RefSeq and is a predicted model, not a curated record.
AUGUGCUUGAUUGCAGGAAAUCUUCAUCGAACCAGCAGUGUUCCUGAGUAUGUGUACAACCUACACUUGGUCGAAAAUGACUUUACCACUGGGCGUUCCCUGGGUACUAAAACGUAUGAUAUGUUACAGGCAGGCACAGCAGCUACGUACGAAAGCCGCUGGGGGCGAGGCCAGGCGCAGUACAGUUCACAGAAGUCGAUGGAAGAAAGGUCCUGGAGGCAGCCUUUGCGGAGGCUUGAGAUCUCACCGGACAGCAGUCCCGAGAGAGUUCACUACGCGCACAGUGACUUCCAUUACAACCAGAGAAGCCAAGCUGGGCAUACUCUGCCGCACCGAGAAAGCAGGCGAUCCACCCUGUUCGUGGCCCCGAGAUACGCUCGGUCCGAAAUUGUCGGCUUCAACCCCCAGAGCACUGUUAGUAGACAGCGCCAGAGAGAGCACAGCUACAGGUCUGCUAACAACAGUGUUCUCGACGCUGUGGUUGUCAGCCCUGCAGUGCUCACCUACCCCCGGCCGGGCACCAGCCACAGCAUGGGCAACCUCCUGGAGAAAGAGAACUACCUGACUGCGGGUUCUGUUGCUGGGCAAGUGAGGACCAUGGCGUCCUUGCAGUCUGCCACCCAGGAGAGGGCUCACAGGACCUCCUGGAACCACACCUCCUUCCACAGCACCCGCACCAUGCGGGAAGCCCGACCUGGUGCCGCUGUGGACCCCAGCGGGAGGAGAACGCACCUGACCGUUGGCCAGGUGGCCGCAGGAGCAAGUGGGAAUUUCCUCUCAGAGAGAAGCGCUUUCACCGACUCCCAGUUUGGGAAUGCCGACAUGGAGAUGACUCUGGAACGAGCAGUCAGUCUGCUGGAUGCGGAGCACACGCCCCUGCCGAGGAUUGCUGCUGCAGCCACUUUCAUACAGCGAGAAUGCUUCCAGAAAGCUGAGGCUCGGAAAAGGGUUAACCAGCUCCAUGGCAUACCCAAACUUCUGCAGCUGCUUAAAGUUCAGAAUGAAGAUGUGCAGCGGGCCGUGUGUGGGGCUUUGAGAAACUUGGUUUUUGAAGACAAUGACAACAAGUUAGAGGUGGCUGAACUAAAUGGCGUACCUCGGCUGCUCCAGGUGCUGAAGCAAACCAGAGACUUGGAGACUAAAAAGCAAAUAACAGGUUUGCUGUGGAAUUUGUCUUCCAGUGACAAACUCAAGAAUCUCAUAAUCACUGAAGCCUUACUUACCUUGACUGAAAGUAUCAUCAUCCCUUUCUCGGGGUGGCCAGAAGGAGAUUACCCCAAAGCAAAUGGCUUGCUCGAUUUUGAUAUCUUCUACAACGUCACAGGAUGCUUAAGAAACCUGAGUUCUGCUGGCCCUGAUGGAAGGAAAGUGAUGAGAAGGUGUGAUGGACUGAUUGACUCCUUGGUCCACUAUGUCAGAGGAACCAUUGCAGAUUACCAGCCAGAUGACAAAGCCACCGAGAACUGUGUAUGUGUUCUUCAUAACCUUUCCUAUCAACUGGAGGCAGAGCUCCCAGAGAAAUAUUCUCAGUGUAUCUACGUUCAAAACCGGAAUAUCCAGUCAGAUGACAACAAGAGUAUUGGGUGUUUUGGCAGUCGGAGCAGGAAAGUGAAAGAGCAGUUCCAGGACAUGCCCAUGCCAGAGGAAAAGAGCAACCCCAAGGGUGUGGAAUGGCUGUGGCACUCCAUUGUGAUAAGGAUGUAUUUGUCCUUAAUCGCCAAGAGUGUCCGAAACUACACACAAGAAGCCUCGUUGGGAGCUCUCCAGAAUCUCACAGCAGGAAAUGGACCAAUGCCGGCGUCCGUAGCUCAGACAGUCGUCCAGAAAGAAAAUGGCCUUCAGCACGCCCGAAAGAUGCUGCAUGUGGGUGACCCGAGUGUGAAGAAGACAGCGGUCUUCCUCCUGAGGAACUUGUCUCGGAAUCUGCCUCUGCAGAAUGAAAUUGCCAAAGAAACUCUACCUGACUUGGUUUCCAUAAUUCCUGACACGGUUCCAAGUACUGACCUCCUGACUGAGACCACAGCCUCUGCCUGUUACACGUUGAACAAUAUCAUCCAAAACAGUUACCAGAACGCGCGGGACCUUUUCAACACCGGCGGCCUCCAGAAAAUCAUGACCAUCAGCGCCGGCGACGCCUAUUGCCCCAGCAAAGCAAGUAAAGCUGCUUCUGUCCUGCUGUAUUCCCUGUGGACUCACCCUGAACUCCAUAAUUCCUUCAAGAAGGCUCAGUUUAAGAAGACAGAUUUUGUCAACAGCCGGACUGCCAAAGCCUACCACUCCCUUAAAGACGGAGGAACAUGAAAAAGUGCUCUCAGAAAUAACCGCCUCUCUGUUCUUGGCUACAAACAAAAACAAAGGAAAACACCUAUUUUUCUACUCCCCAGCCCAAGAAGCCUAAAAAAAAGCAUGCCUUGUUUCUGUCCUUCUCUAUCUCCAUGGUCCCCAAUCUUGCUUUCAAACUCCCUUUGGUCGGCUUCCAGGGGACACUGGCGUGCUCACCACCAGCAACACUGGAAACUGUUCUCCUUGGCCCUCUUCAAACAGCCAUCUUUGCUUUCGGGUGGAUGGUGCACACACGACUCCUCUGGAAUCAAACUGUGAAUUCACGUGGACGGGACGUUAAAGGAGUAAAUAAGGGCCGAGGCUGUUGUGUUGCUAGGAUGUUAGAAGUUUGAUUUGCAUUGAUAUCCCUCUUCUGGUUUCCAUGUUUCUCCAUCAUAUGCACAUUGCUUCAUCCCCGGGCCACGAGUGUCUUGUUCUGUAGUGGUACAGUGGUGGGAACAGCAAGAAAUGUUAUCCUGCAGAAACUGCAGUGGCGAGCCUUCUGUUUGUUUCCUUUGUGUCUGUUCUUAUCUUCUUGGAUUUCUUCUAAAUCUGGUUUUAAAUGAACUUGAGAAAUGUAGGUUACAGAGAUGCGUGUUUGUAAGAAAAAAGGAGGUAAGGCAGUGAUCCUAACAAAGGUGACAGUCUUUCCCACACACGAGGCAACUGUGGCCUUGAAGGCGCUUGUUCCCCUGCAGACUCACUAAAUGAACUUUGUCCUUGUGGAAAUACUUUACACUGAACAGUUAUCAUGAAAUACAAUCCUCUUCUGAACUGCGGCAUUCAAUGUACACUAUUUUCUGGGCUUUUUCAGCCACUACAAUGCUAACUCUCCUUUUUCAUUUUUAAACACAGGGAUCUAAGGUAUUUUUCCUGACUCUUGGGCUAGCCUAGCCCCACAAUCUCAGCUUAUUUUAAUGAGUUAUGUCAUGAACCAGCCCAGUUUGCCCAACAUUUAAAAAUAGCACAGAGCUAUGAAAUCUCCUGUGAUCACCCUCAGGUCCUUAUUGGAAGUCAAAGACACGCUUCAAAAGGGAAACUAGUCUUGUUGUGGAAGAAUGUGCCCAGGCUAUCCAGAAAUGAGAUGGCAUUUUUUUCUGGUGCUUGGGUGCCAUCAUCUACUGAAGCAAAGUAACGCUGUUACUUUAAGUGAACUGUCAUCGAACAUAUUCAAGAGCCGGCUGCAGCCAGCUUUUCACCUUUGGCGGGUGCCCUCUUACUACCUUCCUGUCACUCUUAUUUAGUGGGAAAUAGUUCAGGUUUCUCCCGUACACGACUUCUGGCUUCUGCAGGACUUAUGGCAAUUUGCCUUUUUUUAAAAACCUGGAGAAGAUGUUUGUGCUUAGAAAGUAUGUAUGGAAAAAUACUUCAACUCCAGAAAGAAGUCAGAUAGAAAGAUAGGUCUCCAUUUCCAACUUGAAUGUGGGAUUAAGUCUUUAUUAUAUUUGAAACUUUUAAAUCUCUCAACUUUAAAAGCUCGAUGAAGAAGAUUUAGGUAACUAACCUGAGUCACCCUAAACUGUACUGUGUCUUAGAUCCCAAUUUUUUAAAUGUUGGAGUACUUUAUUCCUCCAGAUAAUGGAUGUGUAUGCUGAUGAUAUAUCUAUGGGUUUUUAAGGGAUUUAUAGAGCCUUUGAUAAUAUUAAACAUGAAAUUAGGCGACAGUAAUCAUGACUGCAUUGGUAUCUAUGUAGACCUGAUGUGUAGGGGUGGCUUAUGCGGGUAUAAUUGACACGGCACUUGAGCUCACCUUGUAAACUGCGACUUUAAUUGCUGUAGGUUUCAUACUUUGUGAUUACUGAUGUUUCUUCCUUAAAGCCCUAUAUUUAUCACCAAGAAACAUUUCCUGUAAGAAAAAUGGAAUGAGAGAGGGACUGAAACAUAUGAAAAUGAAGAAACAUUCAAAUCUAUUAGCUAUGAUUCAUUAAAAAAGAAAAAUUCACUGCCAUCAAGUUGAUUGCAGCUGUGACCAUGGGAAAAAAAAUAGACGAUGUUUGAACCUG